Molecule: messenger RNA, 335 nt
Organism: Guyanagaster necrorhizus
Lineage: Eukaryota; Fungi; Basidiomycota; Agaricomycetes; Agaricales; Physalacriaceae
Exons: 1
Source: RefSeq, a predicted model, not a curated record
GGAUAAAAAACUCAAUGACUUGUACAAUAAUAGUGCAGUAAUACUGAAUGAGGAUUGGUUAAGUCUGGCAAAGCUAAGACUACUCAAGUGAGCCAAUUGUGAGAUAAAUAAAGAGACAGAGCCUCACCAGGCAACAGAAGUUACUAACAGGUAAAGGAGGAGGUGAAGCCUUGAAGCCUGGGAUUGGUGGUCAGAAAAGAUUGACAGUGAGAAAGCAGAGCUCAUCUCACUUGAGGAUGCAGGAUAAAAGUGGAAAUGAAAAAGAGAUAUCUGGUGCUGAUGUCUCUCAUGAAUCAGCAUCAGCCAAGACUCAGCACUGAGACAGAGAUAGCACC